AUGGGUCCACGGCGGAAAAAGAACAAGCCAUCCACCCCUCUGGACGACCCUGACAGUACCCAGUCCGAUAAUACUCUACCACACAAGAUUCCACCAUUAUCGACCGCCCAGGGACACUCACAACCACAGUCCGACACCACUCAAGCAGUAUCCCAUGCGAAGCAGUCAUCUGUCUCCUUCAUCUCACCAUCAACACCGUCAUCUACGGCAGAGAAACGAAGCAGCUGGUACAAGGGCGCUCCAUGGCGGUCAAAAGCCAAUCCUGUAGCCCAAGCGACACACGAAAGCAUCUCAGUCGCUGGAGGUGCCACCAAUGAAUCCCUAGCGGGUAGUCCACAAUCAGGAGGUCGUUUCGUCCAUCCCUCGUUGCGACGCAGUUCCAAGUCGAUUCCCACAAUCUCGUCCGACUCGGUCAACGCGACAGGCAACAGCGUGAAAUCAGAGACGCAGCCUGAGAAGAAGGCUGAUGAGGUCGUCGUCAAGACGGAUAACACACAAGCCACAGUCACUGCUAGCAGCUCUUCUUCCUCGACAGAUCUGAAGCCUCUCCCCACCGAUGCUAUAACACAACAAACACCACAAGCCGCGCCCGAGGCUCCAUUGCCGCCAGAGCCGACACAAGAUGCUGCUUCUGGCUGGUUUGGAGGAUGGUGGUCCCGCCCUGACGGCUAUACUGAUCAUUCUAGAAUGCUGAAAGUACAGGACGACCGUAAAGAAGCUUCGAGCACACCACUACCUUCGACCCCUGAACAGACGCCAGCCCAAGAAUCGAGCCUAGACGUCGACCCUAUCAAUAUAAAUGAUACGAUGCGCUCGGUCCGUAGUGUGGGUACAGCCGCAUCGUCACGCAGCUGGUUCGGCCUUUGGAGUAAUGCUCAGAAUCAGCAGCAGACAGAGCAGGAAACGGUCACAACUCCGUCCAAAGACGCAUCGCCCGAUCGUCCUGCCCCUGUCGAAGAGCCCGUCAAGCCCACAGAAACGCCAAACAAGAAGCCAGCGGCACCUGAGGUCAAGCAAGGCGAGGAAACACCACAGACAAAGUCGUCAGGUUGGGCAUUCUGGUCGCGAGCCGAGGGCAACGAUGAGAGUGCCACGCCCAACGGCACACAGCGCCAGGUCGGAGAACUCGCCGUUGCAGACACGCCCUCGCAAUCUCAUCCUGAGGCUGCGCAGUUCAAUGAACAGCGCAAGCGAAAAACAAAGUCGACUAAGCUCGGUCUGGCAGCCAUGAACAACAGCAGCUCCACAUCACUGUCGUCAGCCAGUCAGCCUCAAGUCGCAUUGAAAGACGCCGUCAAAACACCCGACACAACCAAGAGCCUUGCAGAUGCAAAAGCAGCAAAACCUCAGGCACAUCCCAAUCUCGUGAUACCCAGCUUCGACGAGAGUUACUCAGCAGAGUAUAUCCCCUCUUAUCGCGAACGCCUGACCACCUAUGUCGCCUCUACGCUCCGUCUUAUCGAGACACCAUCAGCUCCCAAGCACGUCUCUAUUACACCCACUCCACCAAAGAUCAAGAACGCAAUCGCCAUUGGUGUACAUGGUUACUUCCCUGCUCCACUGAUUCAGAAGGUCCUCGGACAACCUACAGGAACCUCGAUCCGCUUUGCCAACUAUGCGUCGACUGCCAUCCGUGACUGGGUCCAAACCAAUCAACCAGACACGCCUUGCGAGAUUGAGACGGUCGCUCUGGAGGGUGAAGGCUUCAUCGCUGACCGCGUGGCGACGCUCUGGAAGCUCAUGCUCAACUGGCUGUCUCACCUCCGUCAAGCCGAUCUCAUCCUUGUGGCUUGCCACUCCCAAGGCGUGCCUGUUGCCAUCAUGCUGGUUCACAAGCUCCUUCAGCUUGGAUGCCUAUCACCUCAUGCCAAGAUCGGUAUCUGCGCAAUGGCUGGCGUCAACCUAGGACCUUUUGCCGACUACAAAAGCAGAUGGCUGGGUGCAGGUGCAGCGGCUGAGUUGUUCGAGUUUAGCAGACAGGACAGUCGGGUCAGCACCGAAUACAAAGCUGCUCUUGAUGGUGUCUUGAGACAUGGAGUGAGGAUCACCUAUUGCGGUAGCAUCGACGAUCAACUUGUUUCUCUAGAGUCCUCCACCUUCUCGACCCUCACACACCCAUACGUCUACCGAGCCGUCUUCGUCGACGGCCGGCUUCACGCCCCAGACUUCCUAUCCCACCUCGUCGCCUUCGCCCUCAAACUGCGCAACCUCGGCGUCUCGGACCACGGCCUCAUCCGCGAAUUGUCUCUUCCUCUCGCCGGUUCCUUGUACGGCGGCGAAGGCCACUCGCGCAUUUACGAUGACCCAGCAGUGUACACACUCGCCCUGCGCUUCUGCCUCGAGACCACCGAUUUGCCUUCCUCCUCUGCCCCAUCCUUAGACGCAGCAUCCCGCCGCUCGUCUCGCGGCGGACCGCCCGAGUCCGUCUCGGCAGCCAACUCUCUGCGCCGCGGCAGUGUUUCUGCUUCCUCUGUCGCUGGUAUUCCACCGUCUUUUGCAGACUUUGAGAUCCCAGCGAGCGGCAGUAAUGCAAAUCCUUACUUUUUGCCUUGGGCGCUGAGAGGCAUUCUUGAAGAAGAUGUUGUGAAAGGAGAGGAUAUGAAGGAAGAGGUUAGAGCACUGGUAGAGGAGUUUGAGGAGUGGAGGCCCGUUAGCAAGGUGCUCAAGGAUGUGAGGUUCAGGUUGGAGGGAGUGAGGAGCAAACUUUGA
Aureobasidium namibiae CBS 147.97 is the source of this 2709-nucleotide messenger RNA. RefSeq lists its product as uncharacterized. The transcript has 3 exons. Lineage: Eukaryota; Fungi; Ascomycota; Dothideomycetes; Dothideales; Saccotheciaceae. The coding region runs from base 1 to 2709 and encodes 902 amino acids. The record is from RefSeq and is a predicted model, not a curated record.